GUCACUGUGACACAGCACUGGCUACACCUACAUCAGAUGAUAACUUAACUAUAUAUUGGAUACAUUGUAUCGUUUUAAAAUACUUCCUUGUGCACUUGGAUAAAUAGAUAGAUUAGAGUCGUAUUGAGGUUAUUACGUCUCUAUUGUCUUAUUUUCUUAAACCCAAUUGUAUCACACGUACACAUGUUUGUAAGCUUCUACGUUAGGUAGCAAAAGUUAAUUGUAUUGCUACUGCUGCUACGUUAGCUAGUAAGCAAGCAAGCUAGUUAGGUCUCUAGUUUCCCUCUCCAUUGGUAUCGUUGGACAACGUUUGUAAGUUGACAUACAGUAAGAUGGACCAGGAAAACACAAAUUUCAGUGUUAAACUGCACAUCUAUGACCUGUCUAAAGGCAUGGCUCGUCAACUCAGUCCAGCGAUGUUGGGAAAACAACUGGACGGAAUAUGGCACACAGCAAUUGUGAUCCAUGGAGAGGAGUUUUUCUAUGGGGGACAAGGCAUCGCCAGUUGUCCACCAGGUGGUACAUUUCUGGGUCAGCCUGAUUCUAUUGUGGAUUUAGGAGAGACAGAGGUGACUGAGGAUAUCUUAAUGAACUACCUUACAAGUCUAGGGGAGUCUACUUAUAGCGCAGAGAAUUACAAACUGUUUGAGCACAACUGCAACACCUUCAGUAAUGAAGUGGCCCAGUUUCUUACCGGCCGCAAGAUCCCGUCCUACAUCACGGACCUGCCGUCUGAGGUUCUCUCCACGCCCUUUGGUCAAGCACUGCGCCCCUUCCUGGACUCAGUAGCCAUCGCUCCACCUGGGAGCAACCCCAUCAACGGGCAUUACGGACAGAGAUAGAGGACAGGUACGCAGGGUACAAGGAGAGUGUCCACAGCUCUGAUCCAUCAACAGUGUCCACUCUAGUGAUGUCGCUCUAGCCACCAGCAGCCUGACCAAAUCCUGUCCUACACCCUGGAGUCUUUUCUUUUUUUACUUUACCACUGUUUUAAAAUAAAUUAAACUGAUUGUAUUAACUUAGUGGGUAGAGUAGAAGUCAUAUUUGCUACUAUUGGACUAGCAGGCUUAAGCCAAACAGUACUGUAACCAUACUGUAUAGUGCUAUCCUGUUAUUGUAACUUUAUUCACAUUCACAUAAGGAGAUACUGAAGCUGACCUGUAGGCACUGCUUCAGGAUGGGGCCAAAGUGCAACUUUCUGUCUCCACUCACAACUCUCAUUGUUUGUUUAGAUUAAAAAACGUCAAUCGUGCAGACCACAUUACUGUGAAAAAGCAGGGGAAAUUUCCCAAAUCCUCAAAAAUGCUUUUGAGAGAUUUUAGUUGUAUCAUCUAAAAGUACUGCCAGAUUAGUUAAACUAAACCGUUUUUUACUAAAUUGUGCUUGACAUUGACAAGCAGCAUCCCUCACCCUUGCGUUUCCUGUCCAGUGGAGACAUAGCCAAGACCAUGGACCAAGCUAUCCAUUGUUUGUGUAUAUCCAUGUUUGUGUGUGGCUAUUUCUUUAAAAUCUAUGACCUUCCUUGUCAAAAAAGAAAGGCAUUAUUUAAGAUAGGCACACACACAACCCCCCCCCAAAUUUCCUCCUGUUCAUCACGCCCCACCUGUCAUGGCUCUAUUUCCCACUAGCGUGGCCGCCCCACACUUUGAGAACCACUGAUUUAAAGUGUCAUAGACAUGCAGGACCAGCCCUCCUCUAUACCUCAGUCUGAGUGCGUCUGCUGCGGCCGCUCCUUGUUGCAUCAGAGCGGCUCAGAGAAAGAUCAACGUAUUUUUGGAAAAGAACCAUCAGGUCUGAAGGGUCAAAGCUGUAUAGUCUUCCUCUCCUCUCCGCAGCUACGGCCAGCCAUAUCCGUUUAAUUUCUCAUCUCGUUCUCAUGUACCUUACUAUUUAUAAUAAUAAUCGUUAUGUGUAUUCUGUGUUCUCUUGUCACCAAUAUCCCAUGUCCCACUAUGAAAGACGGAAAAGAUAGCUGGAAGUUGAAAGUUAAAGUAUCAAGAGGAAAGUGUCAGGGCGUGAGUUUUGAGGAUUUUAGGAGAUAUGUUUUAACAUACAUUUAAUGCCAAGGAAUAUCAGGAAUUUGGUGGUUUCUGUGACAAAGCCAUGCUCUGAGCAAACACUGAGGACCACAAAACAGGGAUACCAGAAUGGCAGAGUAGUGUUUCUGAACCAGCUAUGUGAACAAUGUGGUCUCAUCAGCCUAUGAGCCAUACAAAAUGAAUCGCCUGUAAUGUCACUGAAAGGGUUGUCAUGCAAUGUAUUUGUUGUAAGAGACUAUAUUAUUAUAUACGCUCAAUAUAUAUUAAACUAGUCUCCUUUGCAUGGCCAUACCAAUGACUGUCCAUAUUCAGUCAUUGGGCCAUAUUGACCAAGUCCACUCACUUACCAAUGUUUUCCAAUAUUAUCAUGAUUUGUUGUUGUGGGUUAUUUCCUGGAUUUCGUGUGUUCCUACAUUUGAGUUAUCUAUAGAUAAUAUGGAGAAGCACUCUACAGGGUCUUUCUAUUUGGGAAUUUUAACGGAUGUGGUUAUUGACCAUUAGUUUUAUAGAGUGGCUGGAAAGUUAGAAAAGAGAAAUUGUUUGGAGACUCUUUAUGGUGGACAAGAGCUAUGCAGUCUGACUCCAAUUUCUUAAAAUUGGAUCAUGGUCGGCAACAUUAUUGCUUUAUGUAAGCGCAACUUACAAACUUUGCAUGUACAAAUGAGAUGAAUUACUUUUAAAUUCAAAAUGACAAUUUAAUAUAUUUACAUUUAUUUUUAAGGAUUUGAUCUGUUCAUCCUGUGUCACAUUGAGUGCACCAAUAUAACAUGCCAUAAUAUGCUGCAUACAGCGGUUUAAUUUUCAGACCGUGUUUAUAGUCAAAAUUUAUUGUAAUUUAUUUAAGGAAGGAUUAAUGUUUUUCUCCCUGACUUUACUUAAACUUGACUUUCUGAAUGUUUAAACUUUGUAAUACAAAAGUGUAUUAUUAUUAUGAAAUUCUAUUAUCAGUAUCUAUAUUAUAUUUGACUACAUUUCUAUCUCAGACAGUGAUAACCUUGAUACCUUACCUCUUCCUUUGAUGUUGCAGUGAAGAGUGCCUCUGUUUUCAUUUUUAAACAAACCGUUUUACUAUUGUUGGGUUAUGUCUUUAUCCCUCCACUACUGAUACUGAAAAUAAAUACUCCAAGCCAAAGUA
Messenger RNA from Alosa alosa (allis shad), 3174 nucleotides. It is a transcript of the gene desi1b, whose product is annotated as desumoylating isopeptidase 1b. The transcript has 6 exons. Gene Ontology annotation, molecular function: peptidase activity. Gene Ontology annotation, biological process: protein modification by small protein removal. Bases 333 to 842 code for a protein of 169 amino acids. Lineage: Eukaryota; Metazoa; Chordata; Actinopteri; Clupeiformes; Clupeidae. The record is from RefSeq and is a predicted model, not a curated record.